CCAAACAAUUAUUUCCACUCAGUGUCCCUUUUCCUUGCAAACUUCUUCAACAAUCCAAAACACUACAUAGGACUUAAUUUUCAAAAAGGAUCAUGAUACAACUCGAUUUGGGUUCUCCUCACUUUAAGCUACGCCACCUGGGUGAUUCUCUAUUUUCUGGGCUGGGUUUUUGUGGGUAUGAUGAUGGCGGUGAAGGACGGGUGGGUGAGGGCGGUGAUGACGGACGACAGGAUGGUGGUGGAGUUGUUGGUCAAGCUGAAGCAGGCGUAGGCGGCGCCAAAGGCUCGGAAAUCUGCGAUGGAGAACCCAGUUACGGCGUUGUUGUUGCAACCCACGAUUGGGGCAACAUAACAUGAAGAUAAGCAGAUGCAGUAAUAGAAAAUUGAGAUUUGUUUUUUCUAAAUUUAAUUGUGAUUUGAUUUUUGUAAUGAAAUUCAUAAGAUUAUAGAAAAUUUUCGUUAAUUCAUUUCAUUUGCAGGUAAUUGAAAUAUGGGUUUGUUUCAAAAUGAUCAGUUAGAAUUAUCUUGUGGUGUUAGCUGUUUGGUUUAUGAGAAAAUAAAAGAAAUAAAUGUGAACUGACUUU
This is a messenger RNA of Rubroshorea leprosula, 583 nucleotides long. The record is from the annotation of a GenBank genome assembly. NCBI's taxonomy places the organism in Eukaryota, Viridiplantae, Streptophyta, Magnoliopsida, Malvales, Dipterocarpaceae.